Messenger RNA from Oxyura jamaicensis (ruddy duck), 760 nucleotides. Its product is annotated as interferon-stimulated 20 kDa exonuclease-like 2. The annotation marks the transcript as partial. The transcript is spliced from 2 exons. The record is from RefSeq and is a predicted model, not a curated record. Lineage: Eukaryota; Metazoa; Chordata; Aves; Anseriformes; Anatidae. Gene Ontology annotation, molecular function: exonuclease activity; nucleic acid binding. Gene Ontology annotation, cellular component: nucleus.
GCCUCCACUUCCGCCCCGUUCCACUUCCGCUUCCGGCCGCCAUGUCGGAGCUCAUCCUCAACGUGAGCUUCGCUCUCAGCGGCCCCCCCCGGCGGCCCCCGACCGGCAACCGGCGGCACCGCAGCUUCAUCCGGCGCCGGCGGCACCUCGAGCGGCUCGGGGCGCUCAAAGAGAAGCAGCUGCCCCCGAACGUCCGCCGACGGCCUAAGGGCGACCCAAAAAACCCCGGGGCCGGCGGCGAGGGGCGGCCGGGGGGCGGCGGGGGGCGGCGGGACGGCCCAAAAUGGCGGCGGCCUCCCUCAGGAGGGGGCGCUGCCCCCGAGAGGGGGACCCGCAAGGGCUCGGGGGAGGGGGCUAAAGCACAUAAAGGCUCUGGGGGUCCCCCUAAGGCUUCUGGGGCUCCCCCCAAAGGCUCUGGGGACCCCCCUGAGGCCUCUGGUGCCUCCUCCAAGGCCUCUGGGGGCCCCCCCAAGGCCUCUGGACCCCCCCUCAAAGGCUCCGGGGCCCCCCCGGCUCCCUGCAAGCUGGUGGCCAUCGACUGCGAGAUGGUGGGGACCGGCCCCGGCGGGCGGACGAGCGCCCUGGCCCGCUGCAGCAUCGUGGGCUACGAGGGGGACGUCCUGUACGACCGCUACGUGCGGCCCGCAGAGCCCGUCGUCGACUACCGCACCCGCUGGAGCGGCGUGAGGAGGCAGCACCUGGCCAACGCCGUCCCCUUCGGCAAAGCCCAGCGGGAGGUGGGCGCCCGCGGGGCUGGGGC